Messenger RNA from Trichomycterus rosablanca, 2276 nucleotides. It is a transcript of the gene aktip, whose product is annotated as akt interacting protein. The transcript is spliced from 10 exons. Lineage: Eukaryota; Metazoa; Chordata; Actinopteri; Siluriformes; Trichomycteridae. The record is from RefSeq and is a predicted model, not a curated record. The coding region runs from base 170 to 1090 and encodes 306 amino acids.
CGGGUAGGGAAAGUAAUGAAAUGCCUGUAACUCGGUUCGUAUUAAGUCGUUAAGUAGAAGUGCUGCUAUGCUGUAAUGAGAAUGAAAAGCCGGUAUUUAGAUAUUAUGAGACGAGAAACAGAGUAAUGCUCUUCAGCUGGUGGUGUCUAUUUUCCAAUGAAUCCUGUGUAUGCCAUUGAGAGGCGUAGAAGAACACGUUAAACGCGAGGCAGUAAUGACUACUUUUUGGAGCAUGUCAGCAAACGCCGGUCGUAAGAGAUCUGAUACGGAGGAGCAGGGUGGACCGGGCGAGCAGAAAGUAAGCCCGGCUCGUCCUUCCUUCGGGAAGAAGCAGUUACCCACCAUACCCAAGAAUGCAGUUCCGGUCACUAAGGCGUCCUCCUCGCAAGCUUCCGGGACACAAGCCACCAACGGCACGCACGCCUCAUACGGACCCUUCUACCUGGAGUACUCCCUGCUGGCAGAGUUCACGUUGGUGAUCAAGCAGAAGCUUCCGGGCAUCUACGUCCAGCCGUCGUACAGAUCAGCUCUGAUGUGGUUCGGAGUGAUUUUCAUCCGGCACGGCUUGUACCAGGACGGCGUUUUUAGAUUCACCGUGUAUAUACCUGAUAACUACCCUGACGGAGACUGUCCUAAAGUCGUAUUUGAUACCCCAGUGUUUCACCCGCUCGUGGAUCCUGUAACUGGAGAGCUGGAUGUUAGGAGAGCGUUCACCAAAUGGAGAAGGAACCAUAACCACAUCUGGCAGGUGCUGAUGUAUGCACGCACGGUCUUCUACAAGAUCAACACCAUGGAACCCCUCAACCCCGAGGCUGCUGUCCUGUAUGACAAGGAUAUUCAGCUCUUCAAAAGCAAAGUAGUGGACAGUGUGAGACUAUGCAACAGCCAUCUCUUUGACCAGCCCAAGAUCGACGAUCCUUAUGCAAUAAGCUUCUCUCCCUGGAACCCUACUGUGCACGAGGAGGCGAAAGAGAAGAUGUUCACGCACAAAAGGCAACUUGAGGACCAGCCGCAGGUAUCGGGGCUGUCGUGGGUGAAGCCCGGAUCCACACAGCCCUUCAGUAAAGAGGAGUUUCCUCUCCAGUCCUGAUUCAGUGGUCGCGCCGCAGGGAUCCCCUCUCACCGCCUCGGACUCACCGCAGCCACCCAGGUGAAGAAAUCUCAAAGCAGUUCCAUAAACUUCCUCGAUUUGCAAACGUCUUGAUAAGAAAAUCCUCUGCAGAAUCAGCUUUAGGCUCACGCUGCCGGAUCAGGCCUGAAUCCUGAGCGUCUCAGAGCCACGCCGUCGCAGGAAAUGCAAUCAGACUGCAGAGUUUUGUCUGGAACAACUUGCACACUCGUUUUCUUUUUGCUUUCUCUUGGAUUAUUUUCAGAUGCAACAGACCACCUCACGAUUUUGGGGGGAAACACUUGAGUUCACGCGGUUAAAUUCACAAUCUUUAGGUAGCGAUCGAGACAUUUAUAGGUGAACCAUCGUUAUUUGCUGUUUUCUUAUCUGCAGAGCUGUGUGAUGCCAGAGCUUUACUAAUAGCUUUUCAUUAGAACUAUUUAUAAAAGGAAAACAUGUGUUUCGGGCUGCUUCUGAAGUUGCUCCUGUGCAGAGAGGCAGUCAAAAAUACUUCAGUCUAAAUCAUCAACAGAUCAGAACAGAUCAGAUCAGAGCAUUUACUCAAUCCUACGUAAUUAUAAACCAGAAAUAAAGUAGUCAGGAGUGUGUGGGGGAUUAAAUGAGUGGAAUAUCAUGCCUGGGUUUAUGGUUUAUUUUCCGACACAGUUUAUAAGUUCACGCGUCGUUUUGUUUUUUUCUUCGCAUUUUCAGUCUGAUUAAACCUGUUUAAAGGGUGACCUGGUAAACACUACAUUUCCUCCUGCUUUGGGGUUUGUUUUGCUUUUUUAAAUCGAGUUCUUUCUUUUUUAUUUCUCCUAUUAUGUACUGAACACUACUUUGUGUUGAAUAGUUUUAAUAUAUAAUACAUGCGUAUAUAGUUUGAAUAUCUAUCCAUGAUGGAAAAUGGGGUGUGAUUUGUACAUAGUGAAAUUUAUUCUUAUUAUUAUUUGGAAUUUAAGGUUUACUGAGACCUACCAGGUUGUUUAUAGAAGUAUAAAAUGUUAGAAGCUUGAUUUCUUUCUCCAUCACUUUAAUAAGGGCAUCAUGUUUCUUUUUAUAUUGCUGAUUUUCCCCUUUCCUUCAUUUCGCUCAUAUGAAGGGUAGAUUGUAUAAACGAUGAUAUUUUAAAUCCUCUUAUCUUAAAGACAAUAAAUUUUGAUGAAUCAGU